AAUGGGCGGGGAGAUGAGAGGCUGCUGCUGCUUUGAGCAAGACCAUUAGUGCGAAGAGGAGCUGCCUCUCUUCACUGUCCCACACACAGUCACUGACAAGUUACAACUGCUCUCAGCUGCCUCACUCCAGCAUGGGACGACCAGGCACCCAGUACUAACUCAACAGAGAGGACGAUAAUCUAAACCCAGAGAAUUCACCUGCCCAGCCUGUUCAAGUACAGCCAGGAACCCAGUUAGAAGUGAACUGCUGAAGUGGGAUCUACAAUGGUUUGUUUUACACAAAUUCUUCCCCUUGUUGGAAGCUGAGAACAUCGAGGGCUGACAGAUAUUCACAUUGCAGCUACUGAAAAGUCUUCUAAACAUAGAUUUGGGAACUGCUUCACGGCUCCCCCCCAGUUUGAACCAUGCUGAAGCUCACCGUCUGCGUUUUCCUGCUGAUCAGACUAGCAGGAGCCGAGAAGACUCGCACUGGAGCCGACGCCGACAAGCUCACAGAGACCGGCGAGCCCAACCGUCGCAACGCCCGAUCCCCAGACAGCGCGCCAGCCAGCAAAUGCACCUACACCUUCAUCGUCCCCCAGCAGCGGCUGACUGGCCCCAUCUGCCUGAGCACCAAGACCGCAGCGAGCGGGAAUGACAGCGUGAACAAGAGCGAGCUGCAGGCCAUGCGGGGUCAGAUGCGCGAGCAGCAGCAGCAGAUCGAAGACCUCAGGCAGAUGGUGGAGCUGGACGGAGGCGUGAUCGAGGAGGUCAAGGCCCUGCGGAAGGGAAGCCGCAACAUGAAUUCCAGGGUGUCCCAGCUCUAUGCCCAGUUGCUGCACGAGAUUAUCCAGAAGAAGGACGACUCCCUGGAGAUCUCCAGGCUGGAGAACAAAGUGCUCAACGUCACGGCUGAAGUGCUGAGGCUGUCCAUCAGAUACAAGGACCUGGAGCGCAAGUGCACGGCCCUCACCACCCUCGUCAACAACCAGAGCCGCACCAUUUCUCAGCUGGAGAAGCACUGCAGACAGGCGGCGCCUGGGCACGAUCAGCAGGUCCAACAGGAGUCAGGACAGACAUCUCUUGGCACCAUAGCCAACAAUCUGAAUGGCAGCACCAAUAAGAGCAAUAGUCUGGUCUCUGGCAAUGAAAUAUUGAGAGACCAGAUAUACAGCAUGACACAGGAUAGACUGAAGAGAAGGGAACAGUCACCUCCUACUGUAGUUCCAAUUGUGACAACUACCAAGUCAUCAGGUCCCUGGAAAGACUGUCUGCAUGUUAUGGGGGAAGACCACAGAUCCAACGGAAUUUACCUGAUUAAACCUCAAAACACCAACCGACUGAUGCAGGUGUGGUGUGAACAGCAGAGGGAAGCUGGUGGCUGGACAGUCAUCCAGAGGCGCCAAGACGGGUCGGUCAAUUUUUUCCGGAAUUGGGAGAAUUACAAGCAAGGCUUUGGGAACAUAGAUGGUGAGUACUGGCUAGGCUUGGAGAACAUCUACUGGCUGACAAAUCAGGACGACUACAAACUUCUCAUCCUCAUGGAAGACUGGCAAGGGAGGACAGUGUUUGCCGAGUACGAUAACUUCUAUCUGGAACCGGAGAGGGACUUCUACAGGCUGCGACUGGGCCAAUAUCGUGGGAAUGCAGGAGACUCCUUAUCGUGGCACAGUAACAAACAAUUCACUGCACUGGACAGAGACCGGGACCAGUAUUCAGGUAACUGUGCCCACUAUCAGAAAGGAGGAUGGUGGUACCACACCUGUGCCCACUCAAACCUGAAUGGAGUAUGGUACAAAGGAGGGCACUAUCGUAGCAAGUAUCAAGAUGGCGUUUACUGGGCUGAAUUCCGUGGAGGAGCCUACUCCCUGAAGAGAGUCAUGAUGAUGAUACGUCAAAGCUAGACAUUUAUGUAAUAUAAUCACUACUUGAUCACAAUCAUAUAUGGACUACAAUCAAUAACAAUAUUGUUAGAAUGUAUUAGGAGUUAACAGAAGAUGCAGACAACAGAACUACCUACUUAAAGCAUUAUCUUUUAGCAAUAACCAUGUAGAUCUAGAGCUAAGGGAAUAUCCUCUCAUAGGCUGAAUAUUCCAGUGGUCUAUAGAUAGAUAGAUAGAUACAUAUACUUUAUUGAUCCCGAGGGAAAUUGGGUUUCCUUACAGCUGCACCAACCAAGAAUAGAGCAUAAAUAUAGCAAUACAAAAACCACUAACAAUCAAACAACAAAAUGCAAACUAUACCAGAUGAAAAAGUCCAGGACCAGUCUAUUGGCUCAGGGUGUCUGACCCUCCAUGGGAGGAGCUGCAAGUUCAAUGGCCACAGGCAGGAACGACCUCCCGUGCCGCCCAGUGUUGUAUCUCGGUGGAAAAUGGCUGAAGUCCAACAGUAAAAAGUUCAAUAUCCGGUCUACAAACACGUUCCUCGAUCGUAAUAUGACCUGGAUCGCACCACCUGUUGUUAACCAGAACAGUAAGCACCCAACUCCUUUACGCUUCAGUGCUGUUGGCUCUUUGAGGCUCAUGCCUUUGACUUACAAACCUAUUUUUGUUGCAACAAAUAGCGUGCACAGGAACGCAAUGUGCCAAGCUCCACCCACUGAACUAAUGGUUUUCUAGGAUCACAUUCCUUCCAUGUCUGAAAGGAGGGCUAUUAAAGUAGUAAAGCAGUUUUAAAAUAUUUUUUCUAUAGUCCUGCUUCAGUGAACCAAUUGUUAACACUGGGAGAAGAGACAGCCAUCUUGAAAGUGUCAGGAAAUAAAAUCCAAACAAGUCUGAUUUAGCACAAGGGAUUCUGCAGACGCUGGAAAUCCAGAGAGGCACACACAAAAUGCUGGAGGAGCUCAACAGGUCAGGCAGCUUCUACGGAAAUGAAUAAAAAGUUAACAUUUCAGGCUGAGACACUUCAUCAGGAUUAGCUCCAUGCUCCUAACCAAAGCAGAUAAGGGACAACACAAUUAUUGGAUGUGGUCGGACCAUCAGAAGAGAGAUUGUCAAAGACAGAGAGUGGAGCUGGUGAACGCAUUUAACAUGGUAGACCAAAGUGUUUCCAGCAUAACAGCUAACAGCAUCAUUAACACAGAGCACCGACUAUGCAGUUGGAAUUCAGAAGUAUUACAUGAUUAGUUUUCAACUCUAUACUUCGGGAUUGUUCUAAAACAGUCACAUCAUCAUUACGGGAAUUAAGCUGUGACACAUGGAAAUCUGUAACCAGAAGUCCCAGCAGGAAAGGCUCAUACCAUAAACAGCAACAGAAAUGGAUUGGGAUGGUUACCGAGGUUGACGAAAUGAAUUAGGGAUUGAUACCCAUUUGGGACUUGUGUUGGCAAACUAUCAUUACCUUGGUGUGGGUUCUGGUAAAACAUUAGAACUAGUACAGCUUUUUAAGUUUGCUUCAUAUUGCUCAAAAAGCAUGCAGUGGAAUGGCUCAAACUGGUAUUGGUUUGUUAUUGCAAUAUAUACUAAAAUAGAG
Mobula hypostoma (lesser devil ray) is the source of this 3450-nucleotide messenger RNA. It is a transcript of the gene angptl6, whose product is annotated as angiopoietin-like 6. The record is from RefSeq and is a predicted model, not a curated record. The transcript is spliced from 6 exons. The coding region runs from base 405 to 1883 and encodes 492 amino acids. Lineage: Eukaryota; Metazoa; Chordata; Chondrichthyes; Myliobatiformes; Myliobatidae.